Messenger RNA from Aspergillus japonicus CBS 114.51, 1224 nucleotides. Its product is annotated as phytanoyl-CoA dioxygenase family protein. The transcript has a single exon. The record is from RefSeq and is a predicted model, not a curated record. The coding region runs from base 81 to 1007 and encodes 308 amino acids. Lineage: Eukaryota; Fungi; Ascomycota; Eurotiomycetes; Eurotiales; Aspergillaceae.
CCCCUCUUUUUCUGUUCCCAUCUCCUCCAAACCUCCAUCCUACACCCCCCUCUUGCGCCGACCCUCUGCAAAACCCCAAUAUGACUGCUGAAGGCCUCACCCCGGAGCAACUCGCCUUCUUCCACGAGAACGGCUACCUCGUCCUACCCGACCACCUCACCCCGGCCGAGGUCCAGCGCUGCCUCACGGAGACCAACCACCUCCUCGACACCUUCCCGCUCGACACCCACCCGCUCACCCAGUUCACCACUGGCGACGACGACGAUGCCCAAAAGGAGCACGUUGGCGACGACUACUUCCUCACCUCGGGCGACAAGAUCCGGUUCUUCUUCGAGCCGGACGCCUUCCACCCGGACACACCGGGCACGCUCCUGAAACCCAAGCAGCAGGCCGUCAACAAGAUCGGCCACUCCCUGCACAGCCUGUCCGAUCCCUUCCGGGAGGUCAGCCUGACCCCGCGCAACGCCGCCAUCGCCCGCUCCCUCGGCUUCCAGGACCCCCGCGUCCUGCAGAGCAUGGUCAUCUGCAAGCAGCCCAGCAUCGGCGGCGCCGUGCCCAGCCAUCAGGACUCGGAGUUCCUGUACACGGACCCGCCCUCCGCCGUCGGCUGGUGGUUCGCGCUGCAGGACGCCUCCGUCGAGAACGGCACGCUCGGCAUGGUGCCCGGCUCGCACCGCCGGAACGGCAUCCAGCGCCGGUUCGUGCGCCGCGUGCCCGAUGGCAGUCGCGGCACGGAGUUCGUGGAGAACACCGGCGCCCGGGUGCCGAAGGGGUUGGUUGAGGAUGCCGCGCAAAAGGAGGGCGAGGUGCAGUUGUUGGAUAUCAAGGCCGGCUCGUUGGUGCUCAUUCAUGGCAAUGUCCUGCAUCAGAGCUCGAGGAAUACGAGCCCCCGGAGUCGCUUCGCGUAUACGUUUCAUGUCAUCGAGGGGGCCGACGGGUGGGUGUAUGAUGAGCGCAAUUGGUUGCAGCCGCCUGAGAAUGGGGAGGGGUUUACGCGGUUGGUUUAGGGAUUCCAUGCUGGUGGGUAGGGGAUGGGGAUGGGGUUGUACAUUCUUAAUUUCAUUAUGUGGAAGGGCAGUGUGGCUGCAGUAAUUGUAUAUGCAAAAACAGAGAGUUGGUUUGUCAAUUGUGUGGAUAGUUUGUAUACCUUCACGCCUAUUUGCCUCUUCAUGGCCCCUUCCCGAACCCUGCUGCGGCGCCCGCCGCGGUCUUCGCUGACUACUA